CACACUCUUGUGCUCAGGGUCUUAUCUCUUGUGGAUAUCCCUCCCUAUAAUUAUCCCCGCUAUAAGAAGUACGGUCUGAUCAUUCUUACUAUCUAACAUGGGAUGCUGUUGAUAUUAUCAGACAUUCUUCUCCCCUGCAUUUGUUAUCUUCGCCCCUUAGGCUCAACCGCGGACCGCCCGACCUCGGUUCCGGUUCCUGAUAUACACCCAAACACGACGACUCUGAAUAUCGCAACAUCUCAUCCAACGACAGUCACAUCAUGACAUUAAAUACAGUCGCAUUGGGUGUCUCCCUUACGCCUACCGUUGUCGCGACCUUGGUCUCUCACUAUCUGCAUCGGAAAUCCCAUCGCACGAAACCCACCGUCCACAUCUCCUACGACGAGGCAAUCCAGGUCAUUCGUCAAUUCCUCAACUAUGCUGCCAAGCACACCGUCGAGGAUAUCCAGGCGUUCACAGCCCAACGGGUUCCCGCCCCUCAUUGGGUGAAGACAACCAAGGUCGUCAUUCCAGAAAAGUACCUUUCUUCUGCUGCGACCGCUCUUAUCAAGCAACUUGGUCCCAAAAGUAUAGCGCGAGAGUGGAUCGAGAUGAAGUCGGACUACCAGGAGAGGAAACGCACCAACGAUCAUCCGAACGGGAAGCGCAUCAUGUUGUAUCUUCACGGCGGAGCCUACUUUUUUGGCAGUGUGGAGACCCAUCGGUAUCAAUUGCAGCGUCAUGCGAGAAAGCUCAAGGGACGACUAAACCUACGAAUAGCGGAAUAUCGUCUAGCACCGCAGUUUCCCUUUCCCUGUGCCCUACAGGACUGUUUGGCGGCUUAUCUGUUUCUUCUCAACGAACACGAUCCGACAGAGAUCAUCUUUGCAGGAGACUCCGCAGGCGGUGGAAUCAUCCUUUCGAUGUUGGUCACCAUUCGCGACCAAGGACUACCGUUGCCCGCGGGAGCGAUCCUAAUCUCGCCCUGGGUGGAUCUUACCCAUUCUCUUCCCAGUGUGCUAUCGGAAAGUCCAGGUGACUACAUCCCACCGAAUGGGUUCCGAUACAAGCCCUCCGCAGCCUGGCCGCCUCCAAACGCCGACGAAAUUCGCGCGAUCAAGAACGCAAAGCAGAAGUCACCAGAAAGCGCCGUGGAAGAAGCCGUGCCAAAAGAGGACACCCGGGCUCAAGAGACAGCGGUGAAGGGAUACACAGUCGAGAAGGACGGGUCAGGUGGGACAGAACCGACUCUGGCGGCUCUCCGACAUUCAGAGGAAGACGAGACGAAGGUCAUCGAAAUCCCUAUUGACGGUCAUACAGUCGUACUGAAAGACCAGAUUCAAAUGUACGCCCCGAAUCACCUCAUCUCUCACCCACUCGUCUCCCCGGUACUUCAGCCGUCGCUCGGCGGUCUGCCCCCGCUGCAGAUCCUCGUCGGGGGAGGGGAGCGGUUAAGGGACGAGCAGUUUUACACUGCUCACAAGGCCGCAAAUCCGACAGCAUAUCCACCCAACGACAAGACUCUUGACGAGUAUGAUCCGAAACGUGAAAUCUUACAUAAAUAUCCUGGCACGCAUGUUCAGCUGCAGGUAUGGGACGAUCUCUGCCACGUUGCCCCGACCCUUAGCUUUACGCGUCCGGCCAAGUACAUGUAUCGAUCGAUUGCUCAAUUCGGUGCCUGGGCUCUUGCAUGUUCCCAGACUUCGGAGAUUGCUAUCCUCGACGACAAUGAUAUCUCCCCCAUCACCUCCUCCAGUGAAACAGACGCUCGCGAAGCAGAGACCAACGGUGAGAACAAGGGUAGCUCAAGACCGCCCGUUGCGUCCGUCGGCAGGGCUGGUGAUCCACUGCCUGCAUUUAAAGAUCGUAUGAUCCGCCAAAGAGUGGACAAAAGAGGACGCAUAUAUGCGCUCGAUCCCCCAUCCUCCUAUUCCGUCCUGCAAUUCCCGCGGGAUAAAAUCGGCCUAGCGAACCCGGAGCUGGUCCGGAAAUGGAUGGCCGCAAAGGAGGAGUGGGAUAAAAAGUUUGCCAAGGACAAGCUGCGAGUGCAGAAGCAGCGGAUGGAAGAGUUGGCCCAUGGAUUCCAGGACUUUGAUGGGGAUACUGCUCCCCCAAGCUCCUUGGCGGCAAGAAGACUGGCUCCGGGUGUUUUGCCUCAAAAGGGCGGAAAGGAGCGGAAGAGCUACCAGAUGACCAUGUGGAGUCGGAUGGCUAGCAAGCAUGAUAAGAAGACGCUCGCCAGAGAACAGGAGAGGCAGAAGGAAGAGGGUCGUUCGAGGCUGACGAGCGUCGACGCUGGACGAGCAUGGGCGUCCAUGGAUAGACCGAGAUCUCGCGAUCAUGUCGAGUCGUUUCCGACCGAGGGGCCCAAAAAGGAUGCACAGGUCAACGGAGGGGAAGCACCUGAAGGUCGGCGAGAAGACCAGGCACUAUCUAACGGCACUCAGCACGAUACCAACCAAUCUGAAGUCUCGCGUCCGGCAUCGUCGAAUUGGGCAAAGUCCGCCAGUCCUAUGAUCGUCUUGCCCGAUUACGAGAGCAGGCAGUUCAACGCAGAUAAUGCCAGCACGACGACUUUGCUGCAUGCUGCUGGAACCAUUCCUGCUCGAUCCGAACAGCCUCGGCCUGUCUCUCAGGCCGGUUCCGGGACGAUUCGCAGCGCCAUGACCGCCGACCGAGAAGAUGCCAGUAUCCUCGACGAUGCAAGGUCACUAGCUGUGACGACGAUAACUGCGCUGGACAAUGCCAGUACCCGGGCCGUCCGUAAUUCCACUGGAGUCGUCGGCGUGGUCAACGAUAAGAACUCGACCAAUGGUUCUGUCGAGACGUUGUCUGCCCCUCAGCAGUCUGGGGAUCUGGAAUCUUUCUAUUCGGUCAAUGCGAAUUCGGGGGAUGACGCUCAUUCUGUCCGCGCUCGCCCGGAGAUGCCUGAUCGGGAGGUGUUCAAAACUGCGGAUGAGCAUCUUUGAUUUAAAUAUAUAUGGCCUUUAUAACAUCAUGUUCUGUAUACCUGUCCUAUUGUUCCAUGUUUUGAUAGAUUUUUGGUAUCUCCGAGAUUCCCAAUACAGUUACUCGACGUGAGCAUUUUGUAAAG
Messenger RNA from Aspergillus novofumigatus IBT 16806, 3073 nucleotides. Its product is annotated as lipase/esterase family protein. The coding region runs from base 261 to 2948 and encodes 895 amino acids. The transcript has 5 exons. Gene Ontology annotation, molecular function: hydrolase activity. Lineage: Eukaryota; Fungi; Ascomycota; Eurotiomycetes; Eurotiales; Aspergillaceae. The record is from RefSeq and is a predicted model, not a curated record.